Sporisorium graminicola is the source of this 1539-nucleotide messenger RNA. RefSeq lists its product as uncharacterized. The transcript has a single exon. The record is from RefSeq and is a predicted model, not a curated record. Bases 1 to 1539 code for a protein of 512 amino acids. Lineage: Eukaryota; Fungi; Basidiomycota; Ustilaginomycetes; Ustilaginales; Ustilaginaceae.
AUGCCAGUCCAUUUCUUUGCCUCGGCAGUAUCAUCUGCCGUCCCUACCGAGUACUGGGCAACGAUCGCCGCCUCGUGCAUUGCUAUCUCAUUCCUCAAAACCUGGUUCAAGGGCGCAAAACUACUCGACCCCCCUUCACCCCCGGCGUCAACCUCUCCUCCAACACCCCCAGAAUCGCAGUUCACAGACCUGCACGGCCGUGUCGUCCUCGUUGCCUCCGGCGCGUUCACCCCGCUCGGCGUCGUCACGCUCUCGGCGCUUGCACACCGCGGCGCGCAGAUCAUUGCGCUGCACCCCGACAUCUCGGCCCCGGAUGUGGUACAGCUGAUCCAUCUCAUCCGCGACUCUACGCAGUCCGAACUAAUCUAUGCGGAACAGUGUGAUUUGGGCUCCUUGGAGAGCGUGUCUGCCUUUGCGGCGCUCUGGAACAGUGGGGACAAGAAGCAGCAGGAGGCGGUGAGGCGAUUGGAUGCGUUGCUGUUUUUGCCUCCGGGGCGCGAGGAGUUGCACUCGGUGCAGUUGGAUGAAGGCGGACGGGCAGGUGGGGGGACGAGGAGGCGCGAGGCCAUCUAUCAGCUGCAUGUACUGGCUCGAUUUCAUCUGGUCAAUUCGCUGCUGAGCAGUUUGCUCGUGCAGCCGCCCGAUCGAGAGGUGAGGAUCGUCAGCGUUGUCUCGCCGUUCUACGCUGCGGGGUUGACGCACUUUGAUGUGCUUGCGCCUCCACCCACAUCCAGCAACCGUGGCAAGAAGGACGAGUCAAGAUCGAGCGCGGCUAAGGCGCCGACGCUGCAGACGCUCUCGGAGUCGAGCUACUCGGCACUGGUCGGCGCGGCGUCGCUACGAUGGCAUGCGUUGACGGUGGAACUGCAACGGCGUGUAGACUUGCUCGCUGAGGCCGACCCACGACCAAAAACCAAGCUGCCGGGCAUCGACGUCCAUCCUUCUCCCGCUCCGAGCUCCAAGGCUUCCGCAGCAGCGUCAGAGUCGAUCCAGCAACAAGCAGCGUUGCGCAUGCGCCAGCACUCGAACAUCUCGAUCAUCAACGUCUGCACCGGCUUCGAACGCUCCUCGGACAUCAUCGAGACGUUCUUCCCCGCACCGUCACCUGCACAGUCCCAUGCCAGCAUCCUGGCGCUUCUCCGUUCGGUGCUGCGCUUCGUCGUGCUGCUCGUGCUGUGGCCGUUUAUCUGGCUGCUGGCCAAAUCGCCCGCCACGGCCGCAGACGGCAUCGUCUGGGCCACCACGCGCCACCUCGAACCGCUCUCGGCCCGCUUCGAUCGCAUCCUCGCCUCCCUCUCCCGCUCCCCUGCUCCCUCUUCUUCUUCUUCUUCGAGUCAAGAUCCGCACGAGGUGAGAAAGUGGCAAGACCAUCUCAUCCCCGGCGAACUGUACCGCGAAGGUCGCAUCGUUCGUCCGAAUCUGCCGCCCAGAUUCACGGAGGACAAAGACGCCUGGUCACAGCUCUGGAAGCAGACCGAACACGAUGUCGAGGCAAAAGUCAAGCAGCACGGCGGCCAGAUCAAACGGCCCGAUGUCUAG